CAGCUGCCCGGCUCCCAGACAGGCACCGCGUCCCUCUCUUGGCUGGCUAAUGAAGCCCAACAGGUCCCUCUCCUUGGGCAUACUUCUGCUUCUUCCUCUGGCUUUUGAAUUGAGCUACGGAACAGGUGGAGGUCUGAUAAACUGCCCAGUGAUUAUCCAGCAGUUGGGAAAUGAUACCACGUGGCUGCCCCUGAUGAAAGAGAGAGUUAACAAAAGCAUCCGCAUCCUUGUCACGAAGGCAACGACAAUGUCUCUAGAAAGCAAAAUCACUAAGAAAAUAGUGUCUUUUAAUGUCGAUAAAAAGGGCUACUAUCUAGAGCACCUGGAGAACGGCUACCAGUUUCAAUGGGAAAACCUGAGCCUGGGCAUCCUGGGAAACAGGAGGGAGAGUGAAGGGUGGUACAUCGUGAGUUUGGAGGAAAACGUGCAAGUUCAGCAAUUCUGCAUUCAGCUGAAGCUCUAUGAGCAGGUCUCCACUCCAGAGAUUAAAGUGUUAAACAAAACCCAGGAGAACGGGAAUGGGACCUGCAGUUUGACGGUAGUCUGCACAGUGAAGAAAGGCGAUCAUGUGACUUACAGCUGGAGUGGUGAGGCGGGCAAACAUCUGCUGAGCCUGGCCAACCACUCCCACCUCCUGAACAUCAGUCUUAGCAGCCAGGAUCAUGACAACAUCUACAACUGCACGGCAAGCAACCCUGUCAGCAGUCGCUCUCAGAGCUUCGACCUAUCACAGGAGUGCAGGCGAGAAUCCUCAGGAGAAAGCAGCUCAUGGAUAACACACACUGCUGGAUCGUUAGGGUUCGUUCUACUACUCCUCAUCGUUCUGGUCCCCAUAGCAGUCAUACUGCUGAAAAGACAAGGUGAAAGAAGCCACUGCCAGGCACAAGUGGAAGAAAAAGGUCUGACUAUUUAUGCCCAAGUGCAGAAAUCAGGGCCUCCAGAGAAGAAAUUCAAUGAUUCCCUGACGGGUCAGAGUCCCUGCACGACCAUUUAUGUGGCUGCCACAGAGCCUGUCCCAGAGCCUGUUCAGGAAUCAAACCCCACCACAGUUUAUGCCAGUGUGACGUUACCAGAGAGCUGACCCCCAGACACCUAGGGAAAGGACUUUUUGAAGGAACAUAGAAAAAUCAAAAUCCACGCUGAAUUUGGUGCUCAGUCCCGAGUUCUCUGUGACAGACACCGCACAUCUGUCCCCUUCUUCAAUCAAUUCCCCGGUGAUGGAUUUGCACAGGCCCACCUGUGAAGUAAGCAAGGAAGUGAGGUUCCCCAAGCAGGCAGCCUGCUGUGCCGCUGACACAGACACGGAGCAGAGACCCCUUGGAAUAGCGUUCCACCUUCGCUGUAGCGGAUCGAAUAGACAGUGUGAGUUCAGAAUCUCACGCUAUGCUGUGCUGGUAAACAAAACCCAGAGACA
This is a messenger RNA of Chionomys nivalis (European snow vole), 1414 nucleotides long. It is a transcript of the gene Slamf1, whose product is annotated as signaling lymphocytic activation molecule family member 1. Gene Ontology annotation, biological process: lymphocyte activation. The coding region runs from base 50 to 1081 and encodes 343 amino acids. The record is from RefSeq and is a predicted model, not a curated record. Gene Ontology annotation, cellular component: membrane; cell surface. The transcript has 8 exons. Gene Ontology annotation, molecular function: signaling receptor activity. NCBI's taxonomy places the organism in Eukaryota, Metazoa, Chordata, Mammalia, Rodentia, Cricetidae.